This is a messenger RNA of Eublepharis macularius, 896 nucleotides long. RefSeq lists its product as uncharacterized. NCBI's taxonomy places the organism in Eukaryota, Metazoa, Chordata, Lepidosauria, Squamata, Eublepharidae. The record is from RefSeq and is a predicted model, not a curated record. The coding region runs from base 94 to 600 and encodes 168 amino acids. The transcript is spliced from 5 exons.
CAGAAACUAGUAAUCAGAGAGAAUCAAUAGGCUAUUUGCAGCUUUCUUUCUGUCCUGGGACCAGUUUGAACGUUCUCCUCUAAAAGGAAAUCCAUGGCGCUACUUAAGAAAAGCAAACGACCAAGUCAUCUUCAACCACCCCCUUCAAAAUUCAAGCUACUUGAAAGGGAACGUUGGUUCAUUUUGGACGGUGUGGCUGUGGACAGGAUAGCCAAAGACUACAACCAUUCUUUGCCAAAGCUGGGCUCUGUUAUUCCUCCUUAUGAUGCUCAGCGCGAUCCACAUGCAACUGCCUAUUUUGCAAGCAAGCCUGUGCUUCCUUUACUCCAACAAAUGGGACAGGCAAACAGACGGCUGUCAAGUUAUGAACGACUCGUGCAACAUUUCCAGCACAGAGGAGAUGCAGCUCUUUAUUUGUUGAACAGAAACAAAGCAGGAUCAGGUCAUUCUGCGGCACAGGUGAGUGGGCAUCAACUGUUUCUCAGCUCAAAUAAACCUGUGCUUGGCUAUAACGGAGCCUACGGCUACCGAAGGAACACACCCUCUCUGCGCAGGCAACCCUCGUCAUUUGGGAGCGUCACCAACUUGCCCCUUCAUUAGCUAUUUUCCACCAGGGCUCUCCCCCUCUGCAAGUAACCCACCCGAAUACAAAGCAAAUUUGUGCUGGAUGCAGUGAGAAUUUUGAUCAGCAAUAAUGAUGGACAAAUUAAUAUUGUGGGAUUUUUCUCAUGUAUAUAUUAUGGUAUGGCUUCAUAACAGAGCUCCUUGGUCACAUCGGGAUGGGUGGGUGGGUCAGAUUUUAGCAGAUACUUCCCACUAACAACAUGAUUGGAGAAACUAUUAGCUAGUGUGAUGGAAGUCCACUGCAUGAAACAUGAGGGCUUCCUUGUUUCUGA